Hordeum vulgare subsp. vulgare (domesticated barley) is the source of this 1037-nucleotide messenger RNA. Its product is annotated as soluble inorganic pyrophosphatase. The coding region runs from base 123 to 767 and encodes 214 amino acids. The transcript has 9 exons. Gene Ontology annotation, molecular function: inorganic diphosphate phosphatase activity; magnesium ion binding. Gene Ontology annotation, cellular component: cytoplasm. Lineage: Eukaryota; Viridiplantae; Streptophyta; Magnoliopsida; Poales; Poaceae. The record is from RefSeq and is a predicted model, not a curated record. Gene Ontology annotation, biological process: phosphate-containing compound metabolic process.
AAAGGAAGGCCACGCCUCAAAGUUAAUAUCGCGGCAUCGGGUCCUGCGCUACGCUGGGCGCUCGCUGCUCCCUCCCCUCCUCCUCGCCUCCGCUGCCGUCGCGCGAGAUCAACCCCGCCGCCAUGGCUGGAGAAGCUGAUGGGAAGACCUACCAGGUAUCAAGGAUGCCCCCUGCUGCUCUCAAUGAGCGCAUCCUUUCUUCCAUGUCUCAAAAGCAUGUUGCUGCUCACCCAUGGCACGACCUGGAGAUAGGUCCAGGAGCUCCUGCAGUUUUCAACUGUGUUGUUGAGAUUCCUAGAGGCAGCAAAGUCAAGUAUGAGUUGGACAAAGCAACUGGUCUUAUCAAGGUUGAUCGUGUUCUUUACUCCUCAGUUGUGUACCCACACAACUAUGGCUUCAUUCCACGCACACUCUGUGAGGACAAUGACCCGAUGGACGUCCUUGUCCUGAUGCAGGAACAAGUUGUCCCUGGUUGCUUCCUGCGUGCCCGUGCUAUUGGGCUUAUGCCUAUGAUUGACCAGGGUGAGAAAGAUGACAAGAUCAUAGCUGUCUGUGCUGAUGAUCCUGAGUACCGUCACUUCAGAGACAUCAGUGAACUUCCCCCGCAUCGCCUACAGGAGAUCCGUCGCUUCUUUGAAGACUACAAGAAGAAUGAAAAUAAGGAGGUUGCAGUGAAUGAUUUCCUCCCAGCAGAAGAUGCCAUCAACGCAAUCAAGUACUCAAUGGACCUCUACGGUUCGUACAUCAUGGAGGGCUUAAGGAAGUGAUCUCCAGCUGGUGGACUGCAGAUGCUACGCGAUCCGCCCUACGGCUUAUCAAUAGUACGACAGACAUUUAUGUUAACAUGAUGAUCGAAAACCAUCAGUCUGUCGGGGAUAUAUAUAUGCACCUUCUGUCCAUGCUGAGGCAAGCAUGGGUACAUUUUCCUUCCGUAUAUGCCAUGUCAGGUCCAAGUAUUUGACCUCGUGCUGGAACCUUUUUUGUCAAACCGUCUCUUAACAGAGCGUCUGCUUAAUAGGAAAUCAGCGUUACAUCAA